Molecule: messenger RNA, 2823 nt
Organism: Owenia fusiformis
Lineage: Eukaryota; Metazoa; Annelida; Polychaeta; Sabellida; Oweniidae
Source: the annotation of a GenBank genome assembly
UCUGAAUCAAUGUUUAGGAAGCUAAAAAAAAGUCUUGUGACUUUUUGAUAUUUUCCCCAUAAUCCAGUAAUCAAAGAGUAAACACGAUGUUUUUUGAUGCAGAUAGUGAAGAUAAUGACUUCCUGUCAGCAGGUGGAGGGUCUAAGCUUGGAGCAUUGUUUGGGAUGGACAAAGCCAGUAACAAAGGUGGGAAUGAUUCACUGACAUACACAGCCCCUAAACAACCACAGAAAGCCAAACCAGCUGAGAAGCAAAGCAAUCAACCACAAAUACUCGGAGCAGCAGCUGUCCAUGCAUACAAAUACGUCAAUGGUCAGUACACAAGCCAGGGAAAACUUGGUGCUGCAAUUCUUGCCAACCACACAGCAUUUGAUUACAAGAUACUCCUGUACGUGAGUAAACAGCAACAAGUCACCAAUGCAAAGAUUACUCCCGACUUCUCAUUCACAGUGCAAGCUGGGAACUAUGCUAAUUUUUAUGAUGAUGCUCGUCAGAGUUGGUCCUUGAUGUUUGAUUCAGAUGCAAAUGCAAUCAACUUUGCAAAACAGGUAGCUAUAGCAACAGCUAACAGUGCAGCAGGGUCAUUGACCUCCCUUGUCAGCCAAGAUUUGUGUCUGGGGGAGGGGGGACCAUUAGAGACAGGAGACUCUGCUGAAGUGAAAUAUACAGGGUGGUUACAUACAAACUUCACAAUUGGACAGGAGUUUGACAGCAAUACCACAAAAGACAAAUUGUUCAGAUUCAAACUUGGAAAAGGCAAAGUCAUCAAGGGUUGGGAUGAAGGUGUAGUCGGAAUGAAAAAAGGUGGCAAGAGAUUACUUGUGGUGCCACCUAUGAUGGCAUAUGGGGCACAAGGAAUGGGAGAUAGGGUCCCACCAAAUUCUACGCUAAUUUUUGAAAUUGAAGUUGUCAGGGUAAAGCUGGCUAAAGAAUACAAAGAUUCCCCGAGUUCCAGUUCUGCCCCCUCUCCUGCUCCUACCCCCACCCCCUCUACAGAGACCAGUGCCCCUGGGGCAGAUGGUGAAGAGGACUCUGUUAGGGCAAGAACACGAUCCAUCAAUGAGCAGCUCUCCCAGUCUCCUACAUCUGACAAGGCAAAGUUAAUAUCUCGAAUGGCGAGGAUGGGACAACCUAUGGUGCCCCCAGUGCCUUCAGGCCAUACACAGACAGACAGUGAAGAUGAAGCGAAUCCACCAACCAUACAAGGUGCUCCUGCUAGUCAGAAACCAGACAUUCCAGCGAAUAAACCAAUUGCACAGCCUGUAGCACAACCAAUGGCACAACCAGUGUCACAACCAAUGGCUGGGAUGCAGCAACCGAUGGCACAACCAGUUGGUAUGCAGCCCAUGAUGCAGGGAAUGCAAGGAGUGACUCCCACAAGCCAGGUGGCACUGUUUCAGCCCCAACAACAACAACAAUUCCAGAUGUAUGGUGCUGGUUUCCAGCAACAACCUUCUCAACCAAUGCAGUAUCAACAACAACCCAGUGUGCCUCAGUAUAGUGGCAUCUACCCACAAGCUCAAGCACCCCCUCCUGCCCCUGCCCCCAGCUCUAACAGUCAAGACCCCAACCUCCCUGUGCUACUGUCCGAGACCCGCCAACAGAACACAGAAGUCAGACUCUCACUCAGUAAGCUGGCAGACAAACUAGACAGAUGUAUGGAAAAAUUAGAACAACAACAGUCCAAUCAAGGCCAGUUAGCAUUACAUUCCAACAUGCCUGGAAUGGAGACUGCAGUAUUGGUACACAACAUACAGAGAUUAGCUCAGGAAAGUGAAAGUCUUAAAAAAGAAGUAUUUGAAAAAAGUUCCAAAAUUGAUAUUCAGAAUGAAAAAAUCUCUGACCUUCUCAUGAAGAACCAAAAAUAUAUUGAACAAAGCAACACAAUGAUGGAGGAAAGGAAUGCCACUUUUAAAUCUACCGCUUCUCAGUCACAAGCCAGGGUACUCACCUUAGAACAAGAGAAGGUUCAGUUAGCAACAGACCUCAGCCAAGCGACGUCACAACUCACGACGUUACAACUAGAAGUGACAUCUAUAAAAAAGAAAGAGGCGGAGCUACGGCAAAGUCUGGAUUCAUCAUUAGCAGAGGGUAACAAGCAACGAGACGAAUUAGCAACUUUACGCACAUCACAGGCUGAGAAUGACAGAAGGAUAGAAGAACUGAAUUCACUUUUAAAGGCAGAAAAACAAAAUAGGAAAACUAGAGACACAAAAAUAUCAACCUUAGAAGAAGAAAUGGCGGAUUUAAAAAAUACUAAAGAUACAUUGGAAAAGACAUUAUCUGAUAGAAAGAAAAAAACGGCUAUUGAGCUUAAAAAAUCAGAGGACGAGCUUGAAGAACUGAAGGCCCAACAUGAGGUUGAGGUUCAAGACUUGAAGGAAAAGUUACGCAAACAGAGGAGCUCAACAGAUGUCGCCACUGCAGAGCAGGUUUCGCAGGUGGAGGCAGAAAUCACCAAAGAAUGGAAGGAGAAAUCAGAGCGCCAAUUGUUGGCUGCAGAGGAAAAGCACAAACGUGCCCAAGCAGAUUUAAAUGAGGAAAAGCAACAACUUGAAUCCAAACUCAAACAACUGGAGGAUAAGGUGGUAUUACUGAAGAGUAGCCAAGGAGACAGUGGGAAGAGAAUAUCUGCUUUAGAAGAGGAAUUAGAUGAAUUUAAAGUAUGGAGGGAUAAGUAUGACAACCUACGAAAACAAGCCCAGUCAAUGAAGGAGAAAUACGAGGCCAGGAUAUCAGAUGUGGAGGCUGAGAGGGAUGAAGCACAGGAAGAGUUGGAAUCACAGGAAGAAAAGACCAAGGCAGCUGUUGCUGCAGCUGUAG